This is a messenger RNA of Ipomoea triloba (trilobed morning glory), 375 nucleotides long. RefSeq lists its product as uncharacterized. The coding region runs from base 1 to 375 and encodes 124 amino acids. The record is from RefSeq and is a predicted model, not a curated record. Lineage: Eukaryota; Viridiplantae; Streptophyta; Magnoliopsida; Solanales; Convolvulaceae. The transcript has a single exon.
AUGGAUGAUAUCUUGAUUUAUUCAAAGACUUUCGAGGAUCAUGAAAGACACUUAAGAAUUACCUUACAGUUGCUAAGAAACCACAGACUAUAUGCCAAGUUGUCAAAGUGUGAGUUUUGGAAUGAUGGCAUGGGAUUCUUGGGACACAUAAUCACCAAGGAAGGUAUCUUAAUUGAUCCAGCAAAUAUUAAGGCAGUGGUGGAAUGGUCUGUGCCUAAGAUAGUGACUGAGGUGAGAAGCUUCCUGGAUUUAGCAGGGUACUAUCGGAGGUUUGUGCAGGAUUUCUCAGUGUUAUUGCGACCUCGACCAACCUCACAAAGAAGACAACCAAGUUUCUAUGGACUAAUGAAUGUGAGAGAGCUUUCCACGAGUUGA